AUGCAACCCUAUCACUCCACCCCUUGCAAGCCUUGUCCCCAGGGACCACCAGGCCCACCGGGUCCACCUGGACCGUCAGGAGACGCAGGUGCUCCUGGAAAGCCUGGAAAUGCAGGAACUGAAGCUGCAUCAGGAGCACCCGGCCCCAAAGGACCACCUGGACUGCCCGGUGGAGAUGGUAAACCAGGAGCGAAUGGUGAAGCCGGCACUCCGGCUGAGUCUGUGCCUCUAGUUCCAGGAGAACCCGGACCUGCCGGAUCACCUGGUCCAGCAGGAGAGCCUGGACCAAAUGGACAACCAGGAGAUGCCGGGGCUCCUGGACCUGCUGGUCCCAAAGGGCCUUCUGGAUCACCAGGCAAACCUGGAGCUGAUGGUAACUCUGGAGCGCCUGGUCAAGCUGGUACAGCAGGAUCACAAGGAGAAAAAGGAAUUUGUCCAAAAUAUUGCGCUAUCGAUGGUGGAGUGUUUUUCGAGGACGGAACUCGACGAUAG
This is a messenger RNA of Ostertagia ostertagi, 492 nucleotides long. NCBI's taxonomy places the organism in Eukaryota, Metazoa, Nematoda, Chromadorea, Rhabditida, Trichostrongylidae. The record is from the annotation of a GenBank genome assembly.